Messenger RNA from Helicoverpa zea (corn earworm), 5992 nucleotides. Its product is annotated as dual specificity protein phosphatase 22-A-like. The transcript is spliced from 9 exons. Gene Ontology annotation, cellular component: cytosol. Gene Ontology annotation, molecular function: protein tyrosine/serine/threonine phosphatase activity. Bases 434 to 1441 code for a protein of 335 amino acids. The record is from RefSeq and is a predicted model, not a curated record. Gene Ontology annotation, biological process: protein dephosphorylation. Lineage: Eukaryota; Metazoa; Arthropoda; Insecta; Lepidoptera; Noctuidae.
CCGGGCAGAACAGACGCAGUGUCGCCGCCGGAGCGACGUGACGGCAGUGGCGCGCCGCGACCUGACCGUGCCGCACGUCCGCAGCCACGCGACACACACAAACACGAUCGAUAACACAAAACCGCGAGAAAACACCUCCAAACCACCACCGGCUACAACAAACCACCCGAAACUCAACCGCUCAUCCCAAUAAUCAUGUUACAGUCUUUAUGUAACUGAUUUCAGGUGGCAACAUCGAUAGCGCGUGGCGCACCGGCGUCAACAAUGUAGUCAUAGUGACGCGAUCGUGUUGACAAUUUGACAGAACAUGACGCUAAAAUACCGUUGAUUUUUAAAUAAACAUGUUUAUGAAACGUUAUGUGUUGGUUGUUAUGUAUUGUUAAGAUGACGACAAUAAUUUUUUUGGUUUGAAUAGUUGGUAUACUACACGAAAAUGGGAAAUGGAAUGAACAAGGUGCUGCCCGGUCUGUACGUGGGCAACUACCGGGACUCGAAAGACACGGUGCAGCUAGAGAAGUACAAGAUCACCCACAUUCUGUCCAUACACGACGCCGCCAGGAGAUUACACUCAGAUAAACACUACCUCUGUAUAAUGGCGUCGGACUCUCCAGAUCAGAACUUGACGCAGUACUUCAGUUUAUGCAACGACUUCAUCCACGCCGCGAGGCUGAGGGACGGUAACGUCCUUAUACACUGUCUAGCAGGGAUGUCCCGCAGCGUGACAGUAGCGGUGGCGUACAUAAUGUCAGUGACUCCGCUGACGUGGCGCGAAGCUCUGAAGGUGGUGCGCGCCGGCAGGGCAGUCGCCAACCCCAACCUGGGCUUCCAGAGGCAGCUACAGGACUUCGAGACUUAUAAACUCGUUGAGGAAAGAAGACGAUUGAAGGAGCGCUACCCGUCCUUAGCCUUAGCUGACAGAGACCUGUCAGAAUGCCGCGUCAUGCUGGACUCCUACCAGACGAUGCUCAACCAACGCACCAUCUGCGAAGGGAAAUGCGCCAUGGGUCGACAAUGUCCCACUGGGGUAUGCAGAACAGGGUCGAAGCGACAGCCGCGACCGCGCAAGCCGUCAGUUGCCGCGGGCUCCGGGGAAAGCCCAGGGCUGAAGAGGUCCCCGUCUACCUUAUCCACCACGUCCUCUAUGUCAGGAUACCGCCCAAGGUCUUCGCCGGCCGGACUUUAUAGUUAUACUGGAGCUCCGUCCCGCCCGACUCGCUCAACCUCAGGUCUAAGCGUGACGCGCGUGACGGACCCAGUGGGCGGCGGGACUGCCAUGGCGGUGGGCGGCACGGAGUACUCUCGGAGACGCGCCGCCUCUGCGCCUGCGACGCCGGCGCUCUCGCCUGCCUCCUCGCCGCCCGGAUCGCCGCAUCGAGCACCGCACAGGCACAGCUGCGCUUGGGUGAUACCCUCGGUGCAGUGGGACCCCGAUUCGAUGUGACGUCACCAAGGGCUACGAAUCAAGAGCUUUUAAUCAUUCUCGUCGCACCCCCGCCAUGUUGCAAGAUCACGUCCUCUGCAACGGUGUUCGUAGCAGGAGCCUCGCUCAGCCGGUCGCCGGAGCCGGCAGCCCCUCACACCCCCGACAUCUAGCUCGUAACGCGCAAACUCGCGGGCCUGUGUCGCUGCUCGCUCAUAUCGUCUCCAGGACAGACAUGACUGGUUAAUGGUACCUAGAUUUGGAGUCCAUGAAUCGAAGUGUAUUUUGUAGCGAGGAUUUUGACUGAACAGUUCUAACAACAAGGUGAAAUUACAGCAGAAAAAACACAGGCAAAUGUUUCAGAAUACAAGAAAGAACAGUUUGAAUCUUUUCAAGCUACUAAUGUAGUGUUGACGCUAUAACACUGUUCCUAAAAUAAAUUCUGAAAUCACUGAGGUUAAUGUAGUUCCCUUUGUAAUCAAUUUCGUCGAAGGCCUUGUUCAGUUAAAAUUCUUGUACAAAAAUCCUCAUAAGUUCUUGGAAUCGGCUGAUCAUAGAUAGCCCAUCGGAUAGACAGUGGGUAAUUUGGAAAAGUUCUGUCUGUCCUUUAAAGAAAUUAGUGUUGGACCGAGUGUUUUUGCUUCAGAGGCUUUCGGGAACGCCAAAAGAAGCUUUUUAACUAUACAUAAGCAAUAUUGUGACGGGUAGGUAAGUGUGAGAUAGCGAAAUUUUACUGUUACGAAGAAAAGGUGAUGCAAGGUACUUUUUAAGAUGUUAAAGGUUAUAGGAUUGGAAUAAUAAUUGUAACGAUUCUAAAUUGUUGUUUGGGCGGCGACGACGUGAUAUAACUAGGUACAAUUUAUUGUAGAUUUGAACCACUGAUCAACGAAACUGUUAGGUGACUUCUACUAUUCUUUAGGUAGUGAUCAGUGAUAGCCACGAGCAGUAUGAUGCUAGGAAUAUUAAAGAAUUGAGUAAAGCAUGCAGAUAGGAAAUUGGACUUUGAAAAAUGUAAAGUUUCGAGGUUUAAAGCACAAGUUUGUUGGGAGUGUGGAAAUGAAAGUAAUUUGUUGAACACGCUCGCUCUGUUACGUUUUGUGCAGCUGCGCUAUUUGCGACUUUCGAGCGAAGCAAACGCAACUUUGCUAUUCUAUAUAAAAAUCUGUUGCUUUGUAUCGCUACGCUGGGAAACAACUUGCGCUGCAAAAAUAUUCAGCAAAAAUUAACAAGUCCAAAGGCGGAAAUGGUAUAAUUUAAGAAUUUCAUUCUAAACGUUACCGCGAAAUGUCUUAUUAGUUCAAUUAUUUAUAAAAUAAUGAAGGAAAGAGUACAACACGCUAAUGUUAUGAAGAUUAAUAUAUGAUAUUUUAGUAUAACGUGGUGGACAUGCGUAGAUACCUCUUAGCUGGAGUAAGAGCCGUUCUGACUGGUUCAGAUUUCUAUUUCUAAGAUUUCUACCUUCGAUAAAUUCUAUGAACUUAGCUCGUAUUUUUUAUCUAUUGUAGCUAGAUCAGUAGCUAAUACUUAUUUUGAAGAUGCAUUUAAAAUUCUAUUUACUAGAGAAUAGGUACUUGAGAGACCUGUAAAUGAAUUCCUUAAAUUUUUAUUCAAUAUAAGAAAGAAAACGUGUUUGAUUUUUAAAAUAAAAUUCUAUUUACCGUAGUAGGUUUUAAAAAUUAAACACGGAAGCUGUCCAGAAUAGAGAAUUUUCGAAAGAUGUAAAAAUAUUUAUUUUAAUUUAUUAUAUAAUUUAGCCCUAAGUCAUCACACUGUAAGAUAUCCUACUUCGUAUUGAUACAAAGUCAAAUUAUUCCUCCUAUCUUAUGGACCCUUGAUAACGAGCAAUAAGGCUUUACAAGAAGGUUGAGAUAACCCACCAAAUUCCUACCUGAUGUGUAGUCAUCAACCUACCACUAUUAGUUUGCAAUAAAUUCUUUUGCUUCGCCUUCAAAUUUGGGAGGAGUGAAAAAUGCUAGCAAAUGUUUAGGUAAUUGCUCAAAGAGGGAAACUGAAUCCGUUCCUAGUACGGCACAAUUUUUCGUUAGAAGCACGUUUACGAGUUAAUGGCUUGCUCAGUACAUUCUCUACACGGUAGGACAUUCAAUUCUAGGGUCAAACUAUGUUGUGAAGUUUUGCAUAUCUCUCUUUCUCAUUCUUACAAGGCUUAGCCUGAUUUAGAAAAUUGUGAUUUACUUAGAUGCCUUUAGCACGGUGGCAUACGUAGACAAUGAAUAUAAUACAUUUGUUUAUGAUUACUUAUGAAAUGCUGCCACUGUAGCUUUGUUAUAACUCGUUUAUAAGUGUAAAUAUUUACGUAAUCUAAGGCAAUAUUUCUCGCAAAAGCAGUUUCAAUCAUUUGGUUCGUCUGGUAGAUAAGAUUGAGGAAAUUGCUUUUCCGGAUCUGAAAUCUAACGCGGACGUUGCCAGAAAUGCCAUUAUAUAAAAGAUAGAAUAAAUGAUUUAUUUAUAGUGUACUGUUUUUAUCACAAUUGUUGUGAUCGAGUAGGUAUUUAGAUUUGGGGCCUUAGUUUAAGUUUAACUUUAAGUAACAACUCAAAGUAUGUCCUUGAGCAUACCUUCAUAAAAAAAUUAUAUUGUUACCUAAUUAAAAACUAAGGCUAAGCAACAAGUCUUCUUAAAACAUACACUAGGGCCCCAAGUUAAAGCAAUACAUCGAAUGGAACGUAAUUAUCAUUUAACAGCCUGUAACUUGUUUAAGUUAAUUCAACGUGAUUAAUUCCCUUCAGCUGAAACAAUUAACUCGAUCAAAGCAAUUUAAAAGCUGUUAUGUGAAUUGAAUUUAAAAUUCCUUCGUUAAACACAUGUUUCUUUCGGCUCAAUAAAAUCCUACUCACGAACUAUGAAGUUAACAAGAAAAUGUUAAGUAUAAUGGUAGAUAGAGUAGACCUACUUGGUACCUACCUUCAUGAGAUACUUGAACGUCUUAUUUGAUUAGAGUAUCUAAUUAGGUAAUUAGACACCUGAGCAUCAAAAAGGUUAGGUUUUACCACAAUUUGGUGGUUUCUUAUCGAAUUCAAUUUCUAAAAAAUGAGCUUUUCAAUAAAAAGCCGGUGUAAGGAGGUGAGGAAUAAGAGUAGGCAGUUAUUUCAGUAAAAACCCGGUCUCCCUAUCUUGAGGCGCAAAAAACACGCCCUUGACAAAAUUCUAAAUGGCGCUUGACAUUCUUUGUAGAAGUAUUUUUCAAUGGAACUUGAGAAGGAUUUUAUUGACGAAUAAUUUUAAUAAUUUUGCUGAGUUUUUUCUUUUUAGUUAGUCAUAAAUCAAUGAGUCUUUCAUUUUUUGUAGUCACCACCACAUUGAAAAAUGUAACGACUCUUUUACCUCUACGUAAGUUUAUACUUUUUGGUUACUGUAGAUAAAGGUCGGAACACAUCUAACGAAUGUAGCAUUCAACUUUACCAAGGAAAGCACAUUGCCACAUAACGUUGGGUGUAGACGACCUUUAAUACUUUAUUAUACCUAAGGAAUAACUCACUCUACAGUAAUUUAAUUACGCGUGGUAUGCUUGGUUUUUAAUAAAAUAAUCUUAAGAUGUAUUUCUACUCCUAGAUGUAUUUACUCCUAUCUAUAUUUAUUUAUUGUUUGAAAGGAAAGAUCGAACAAAAUAUCGAAGUACCUCUCACUUGGAAUGUUUGAAACUCACACACAUCAGUAAUCCAUCGCAAAUGACAAUAUUUUAAGAAAUAUUUAAUGAGCACUAUUUUUCGUGAAUAUUGAUUGUUAUUUUGUGUGAAAAGAUGUUAAAAAGAACAUAAUUAUUAUGUAUUUAAAAAGAUUUGUAAGUAAAGGAUAUUCACAUUUAUUUGGUACUCGUUUAAUUAUUGGUCGAUGUAAUCUUAGAUGUUUCGGAACGCGUGGGGACCAUGUUGCUACUGUAUACAGGUUGAGUCCGUCAAAACGUUAGAGCGCUUUUAAUGCCUUUGAAGUACCUACAUAAGUACAUGCUAUGUGGAAAACGUUGAAGAUGCUUUUGAGUAAUGUAGGCAUACUUGCUCCUAAAUACCAUCAAACAUGGUAUUUUGAACUAUCUCCUCUCUGUAGCUGUUACCUUAUUUUGGACGUUAACAUUCAUUAAGUACCUAACAUUUUACGACGUCCUUAGAGAAAGUGACUUCUUAACUCUUUGUUUUUAGUAGGUACUAUUCAAUUAAAACAUCUACCUAUUUCAUCUUCGAUUUAUGCUUGCUCAAAAUGUGAUAGGUGAUUCCUGUAAAUUCUUCUCUAACAAAACAAAGAAAGCUUGUCUUUAGAAAAGUAGCACUGCACUUAAACUUAACUACUUAUGGACAUGGAGAUUUUCCAUAUACAUUUCCCGGAGGCCAAAUAAUGACCGAGUACCUUAGGUAUAUUUUCUUUUUAUAAAUCAUAGAUAGAAUAGCUAUUGCAUUGUUAAAACAUUUUAGAUCAAUCAUAUUUACGUUAUGCACACAGAGCGUAGUCCGUUUGUAUGUCAUCGAUUGUAUUGGAAGCAAUAAUACAACUGAGCAGCAGCAAUGUGAAAAUAUGGUUAUUAUGUAACUGUGUAUAUUUUUAAUAUAAAAUUUAAUAAGA